Frieseomelitta varia is the source of this 9225-nucleotide messenger RNA. RefSeq names its product eIF-2-alpha kinase activator GCN1 (gene l(3)80Fj). Gene Ontology annotation, cellular component: cytosol. Gene Ontology annotation, biological process: cellular response to amino acid starvation; regulation of translation. The transcript has 13 exons. Gene Ontology annotation, molecular function: protein kinase regulator activity. Lineage: Eukaryota; Metazoa; Arthropoda; Insecta; Hymenoptera; Apidae. The record is from RefSeq and is a predicted model, not a curated record. The coding region runs from base 79 to 8022 and encodes 2647 amino acids.
UCAGUAGCAUAUAUAUUUUGGAUGCUACUUAAGCCAAUGAUGGAUGGCGCUUUAAGAUAGUCCGGUUUUUGAAGAAAUAUGGCGGAUGUUGAGUUAACGAAAGCAUUAAAAGAUUUACCGAAUCGAAUUCAAACCGCCAGUAAAAACGAGCGGCGAGUGCUUCUACAAAAUGUCGUCAGUGUGUUGUCAAAUCCUGGCAUCAAUGAGAAGAUUGUCAAUGGAAUUUGCAAAACCAUAUCUUCUACUUUACAUCGAUAUAAGGAUACUGCUUCCCAAUCUUACGUGAAAAAGUUAAUUGAAGAACUGUUAAAAAAGCAACCAGUACCUACAAUAAAACAUAUGACAAAUGUUAUUGUAGAACAAGCUACAUGGCAUAAAAAUGUAGUUCCUACUACGAACACGUCUUUAACAGCGUAUCUUGCAUUAAAAUGGUCAACAUUAAUUAUUCUGCAUGGAUACAAAAGCAAUUCAGAUAUGAAUUCAGAAUUACCAAAACUUAUUGAAGCACAGGCAAAUUUGAGUGCAGCAGCUUUGGCAUCCAUGGACAAAAAAUUGACAAAUAAAGUAUAUGUUUUACUUGCGCAUCAAUGGUCAAGUGUUAAAGAUAUUGAUAUUGUGUAUUUAGAGACACUAACAAAACUGGAAGCUGGAAACGGUGUAAUUGUUCUUGCGAGUUUACUAACUAUGUAUUUAGUUGAUGCAAAGAAAAGUGAUUUAGUGGUAAAAUUGAAGACAAACACCAUAGAUGCUUUCAUAAAGCUAACUAUUAGUUGUAAGAAAAAACCAGAUCUCUAUGUUGUUCAUAAUGCUGUACCUCUUCUUCGUAGAAUAUCUCAUGAUGAGUUUAAAAGUCAACUGUUACCAGCUUUGCAAAAAGCUAUGUUAAGAAAUCCAGAAAUUAUUAUUGAAUCGGUUGGACAUAUUCUAAGUGGUUUAAGUCUUGAUUUAAGUCAGUAUAGUCAAGAUAUAAGUAAAGGAUUAUUUGCUAACUUGUAUUCAAAGGAAGAUUUAGUUAGAGACGAAGCUGUAGGAGCUUGUCGUAGACUUGCUCUUCAAUGUUCAGAUACUGCUGCUUUGGAAAAUUUAUUAUCAUCUGUAUUUGCUGUAUUUCAUGGAUCAGAAGGAAAACUUACAGUUGCAACUCACAAAAUUUCUGUAUUGCAAGGUGCUGGCAAUCUUAGUUACAAUGCAGCUUCAGGAAGUAGUGUUGAAAGAUUAGCUGAAACAGCCUGCGAACAUUUUAUUAAAGUUCUUGAAACUGAAGUUCAUGAGAAAACAUUAAUUCAUGCUCUUGAAAUGAUGGCAUUGUGGUCUAAUAAAUUUGCAAAUAAUGUUCCAAAAUGUGUAAUAGAUGCAUUUAAAAAAGGUAUGACUGCUAAAACUUCAACUGCAGCAGUGCGUACUGCUUAUAUUAAACUAUUCUUUUCUACACCAGUAGUUUCUUAUUCUGAAGUAAUAACCCCAUUGCUUAUACAAGCAAUAAGCAGAGCUAUGCAACAGUCUGCACAACCAGUUGCAGUCACAGAGGGUUUAGUAGCUUCUUAUUUGUUACUGAAAUUUGUUCUUGCUAAUCAAGUGGAAAAUGACAAACAAACUGUAUUGUGGCAUGCGAUUGAUGAGCAAAUAUUCUUCUCAGAAAAAUUUUUGUCAACUUGUGGAGAUGAUAUAUUGUAUCACCUCAUGUUACUUUGCAAAAGACUAAUUAUUGAAUUUGGAGAUAAAUUAAAUGAAAAAACUUUAAAUGGUGUUCACAGAGCAAUUGUAGCAUGUGCAACAGCUCCGAAAUAUAAAAUAAGAAAACGUUGUUUCCCAUUAAUUAAAAAAGUUUUAACUGGUUUGAGUACAUAUGAUCCUGCACAAGAACUACUAAUGGAAUAUAAUAAAUUCAUAGAAAAUGUAAAAAUUAAAUCUGAAAAUGAUAGUGAAAAUAAAGAAGAUUCUUCUAAUUGUGAGAUAACUGGUAGAUGUCUUGCAGACGGGUUAUUUGCUAUUUGUUCAGGUUCUUUUUUAUUUGAAUUACCUGCUAUGCAAAUGACAAGAGAUGCACUAAUACCAUCUCAUCAUCCUGCAAUCUAUAAAGCAAUGCCAAAUUUAUGGUUUAAAAUUGCAAAAAACUUUAAUCUUGUACCAAAAAAAUUUUUAUGUACAUUUAAUCAUGAAAUUAAAAGAAUACUUGUACAAAAUUAUAAACCUGUUGCUAGUUAUGAAAAUGCAUUAACAAAAGUGAUAUCAAUUAUACCAGACAUCAUAUUACCUGGAAUAGUAUUUAACAUUACAAAUAAACUUGAUGAUCCAGAGAUCUUAAAAGUUACUAAAGACGAAUACUUUACUUAUCUCACUCCAGAAGGGGAACUGUAUGAUAAAAGUGUAUUACCAACAAAUGAUGAAAAUGAUAUUCUCAAUUCAAUGAAUAUGAGAAGAGAGAGUAAAGUGUAUUCAUUUAAAGAACAGCAAGAAGAAUUGCAGCUUAGGCGAGAAUUAUAUGAGAAACGAAAAAAGGAAGGAAAAAUACAAGAGCCUAAAUUAACACCAAAGCAAGAAGAAAUCCUUAAAGCACAAAUGGCAAAAGAAACUGCAAUUCGUAAAAGAUUGACGGAAUUGAAAUUUAUUAGAAUAGAUAUUGUUGUAUCUCUAACUAUGUGUUCUAUACGAGGAAAUAGUCAAGAAUUGUCAAUAUACUUAAAAGAUUUUCUACCUCUAAUUUUGAAAAACUUGGGAUCGCCAUUAGCUGCUCCUGCAAUGUCAGAUCUUUAUAUUCAUUUAAAAGAAAUUGUGAAAAUAAAUAAUCCAAUUCUUACUGAUUUAGUAGCACAUGUUACAUUACGACAAUUACAACCACAGUGUGAUCUCAAUCAAGCUUGGGAAGAGGAAAAUCUUGAUACUGCAGUAAAAAGAACAUUAAAUCUUUUACACACAACAACAAUAAAACAUAAGAAAUUAUUUACAGCACCAACUUUUUGCUACAUCUUUCCAUUUAUAAAGAAAACUUUAUUAUCUUAUAAGGAUGAUAAUAUGAUAGUUCAAGGAUUGCAAAUAAUACAAGAACAUGCUAAACAAAGAGGGAGUUCUGAUUUUAGAGAUAUGAAACAUCCUCAGUUGCUUCCACGUAAACAUAUGUUUGAUCUAUUAAUAGAAUUAAUGGAAAUCACAAGUGGCAGAGUACAGUCACAUGCAGUUGCAACAUUAUUAGACGUUGCUCAAUCCGGUAGUGGUCAAUCAGGUACUGCAAUAGCAACUAAUGAAGAUAUAGAUUCUUUAAUUGGGGCAUUACAAAAUUCUUUAUCUACAAUAAGAGAUGCAGCAUUAAGAGCAUUAUUAGUUGUGAGACAAGCUUUUCCAUCUCAAAAAGAACAUUCUGUACAACUUUCUCAUCUUGUUAGAAGAAUUUGGAUUGCUAAGUUUGAUAUUUGUGAUGAGAAUAAAAUUCUUGCUAAUGAGUUAUGGACUGCCGCAGAUUUAGUAAUGCAUGCAGAUAAACUUGCUGAUGAACUGAUCCAAGACAUUGCGCAUCCUGUAGAACCUGUACAGCAAGCAGCUGCUUGUGCUUUGGCACAAUGUUUAACUGAAGUUCUCCAUCUAGUACCAAUCAUUUUGGAUAAAUUAUUACAAUUGUAUCAAGAAAAAUUAACUAUGAUUCCACCAAAAUUAAACGAUUUUGGACGAGUGGUUGAACAACCUAUUGAUACCUGGGGUCCACGACGAGGUGUGGCACUUGCAUUAGCUCAAAUGGCACCUCUUCUUAGUGCCGAUACAAUACUUAAACUUGUGCAAUUUUUUGUCUCUACUGGUUUAGGAGAUAGAAAUCAAGCUGUCCGAACAGAAAUGUUAACUGCUGCUGUAGCUGUUGUUGAUCUUCAUGGAAAAGCAAAUAUAACUUCUUUGUUACCUGUUUUCGAAGACUUUAUGGAUAAAGCACCAAAAAUUGGUAGUUUCGAUUCAAUCAAACAAUCUGUAGUUAUUCUUAUGGGAUCAUUAGCAAGACACUUGGACAAAGAUGACUCGCGUAUUAAACCGAUAGUUAUGCGUUUAAUUGCUGCUCUUUCCACACCAUCACAGCAAGUGCAAGAAGCAGUAGCUAAUUGUUUACCACAUUUGGUACCUUCUAUUAAAGAAGAUGCACCAAAAAUUGUAGAUAAAUUAAUGGAUCAAUUGUUAAAAUCAGACAAAUAUGGAGAACGAAAAGGUGCAGCUUAUGGUUUAGCAGGCAUAAUCAAGGGUAUGGGAAUAUUGGCACUAAAGCAACUUGAUAUUAUGACUACAUUAACUAAUGCCAUUCAGGAUAAAAAAAACUAUAGGCAUCGAGAAGGAGCAUUAUUUGCUUUUGAAAUGUUAUGUACAAUGCUUGGUAGAUUAUUUGAACCAUACAUUGUUCAUGUAUUACCACACUUGUUGCUGUGUUUUGGAGAUUCAAGUCAAUAUGUCAGAGCGGCUACUGAUGAUACAGCUCGUGUAGUUAUGAGUAAACUAUCUGCACAUGGUGUAAAACUUGUUUUACCUAGUUUAUUAGCAGCAUUAGAAGAAGAUUCGUGGAGGACUAAAACUGGAUCUGUUGAAUUAUUGGGUGCAAUGGCAUAUUGUGCACCAAAACAACUUAGUAGUUGUUUACCAAGUAUAGUUCCAAAACUAAUCGAAGUACUUAGCGAUUCACAUACAAAAGUUCAAGAGGCAGGUGCAGAAGCUCUUAAAGUUAUUGGAAGUGUAAUUCGUAAUCCGGAGAUUCAAGCUAUUGUGCCAGUUUUAUUAAAAGCUUUACAAGAUCCUUCUCAUAAAACAGCUACUUGUCUCCAAACUCUUUUAGAUACUCAGUUUGUACAUUUUAUUGAUGCUCCAUCAUUAGCUCUUAUUAUGCCUGUAGUACAACGAGCGUUUUUGGAUCGUUCAACAGAAACAAGAAAAAUGGCAGCUCAAAUUAUUGGAAAUAUGUAUUCUUUAACUGAUCAAAAAGAUUUAACUCCAUAUUUGCCAACCAUUAUUCCUGGUUUAAAAACGAGUUUAUUAGAUCCCGUACCAGAAGUACGAAGUGUAUCUGCAAGAGCGUUAGGUGCUAUGGUACGAGGAAUGGGUGAAUCUAGUUUUGAAGAUUUACUUCCGUGGUUAAUGCAAACGCUUACAUCUGAAACGAGUAGCGUUGAUCGAUCAGGUGCUGCACAAGGUCUUUCGGAAGUUGUGAGGGGAUUAGGUGUUGAAAAACUUCAUAAACUUAUGCCUGAAAUUAUUAGUACCGCAGAAAGAACUGAUAUAGCUCCUCAUGUCAAGGAUGGUUAUAUUAUGAUGUUUAUUUACAUGCCAAGUGCAUUUACUACAGAAUUUACACCUUAUAUUGGACAAAUCAUUAAUCCUAUUUUGAAAGCCUUAGCUGAUGAAAAUGAAUAUGUUCGUGAAACAGCACUUAGAGCGGGACAACGUAUUGUUAAUCUUUAUGCUGAUUCUGCUAUUAUGUUGCUAUUACCAGAAUUAGAAAAGAGUCUUUUUGAUGAUAAUUGGCGUAUUAGAUAUUCAUCAGUUCAAUUACUUGGGGAUUUGUUAUAUCGAAUUUCUGGAGUCUCAGGAAAAAUGUCAACAGAAACAGCAAGUGAAGAUGAUAAUUUUGGAACUGAACAGUCACAUUAUGCCAUUAUUAAUGCCCUUGGUGCUGAAAGACGAAAUCGUGUUUUAGCCGGACUCUAUAUGGGUAGAUCAGAUGUUGCAUUAAUGGUACGCCAAGCUGCUCUUCAUGUAUGGAAAGUUGUUGUAACGAAUACGCCAAGGACUUUAAGAGAAAUAUUACCGACAUUAUUUACUUUAUUACUUGGCUGCCUAGCUAGUACAAGUAAUGAUAAACGACAGGUGGCAGCGAGAACUUUAGGAGAUCUAGUUAGAAAAUUAGGUGAAAGAGUGUUACCAGAAAUUAUACCUAUUUUGGAGAAAGGUUUACAAAGUGAUCAAGCUGAUCAGCGUCAAGGUGUAUGUAUUGGUUUAUCAGAAAUUAUGACAAGUACAAAUAAGGACAUGGUGAUAACCUUUGUAAUUAGUUUAGUUCCAACAGUAAGAAAAGCAUUGUGUGAUCCAUUACCAGAAGUUCGACAAGCAGCAGCUAAAACUUUCGAUGGUUUGCAUUCAACUGUAGGAGUUAGAGCAUUAGAUGACAUAUUACCAGCAAUGUUAACACAAUUAAAUUCACCGGAUCCAGCUGAAGCAGAGAAUACUUUAGAUGGUUUACGCCAAGUAAUGGCAAUCAAAUCUCGUGUUGUUUUACCAUAUUUAGUACCUCAAUUAACAACUCCUCCUGUUAAUACAAAAGCGUUAUCAAUUUUGGCAAGUGUAGCAGGUGAAGCAUUAACAAGAUUUCUUCACAAAAUUCUACCAGGGCUAUUGACUGCUCUCUCCAGUGCUCAAGGAACACCAAAUGAAGUUCAAGAGUUAGAAUAUUGUCAAACAGUAAUUCUAUCUGUUACUGAUGAAGUUGGUAUUAGAACAAUUAUGGAUCAGCUUAUGGAAGCUACAAGAGCAGACGAUUUAUCUAGACGUCGAAGUGCUGCAACUUUGUUAUGUGCUUUUUGUCGAGACACACGCGCAGAUUAUAGUCAAUAUGUUCCACAGUUAUUACGAGGUCUCAUUCAUUUAUUUACGGAUAACGAUAAAGAUGUACUACAGAUGAGCUGGGAAGCACUUACAGCAGUUACUAAGACUCUAGCAUCUGAUCAACAAAUUGCACAUGUACAAGAUAUUAGACAAGCUGUUCGAUUUGCAGUUUCUGAUUUGAAGGGACAAGAAUUAUUGCCAGGAUUCUGUUUGCCAAAAGGAAUUACUCCUAUUCUUCCGAUAUUCAGAGAAGCUAUAUUAAAUGGUCUACCAGAAGCAAAAGAACAAGCAGCUCAAGGGCUAGGAGAAGUUAUAAAAUUAACUAAUGCCUCAGCCUUACAACCAAGUGUUGUACAUAUUACUGGACCAUUAAUUCGAAUUCUCGGUGAUCGCUUUAAUUGGAGUGUUAAAGCAGCAGUUUUAGAAACGCUUGCAAUUUUGCUUGGCAAGGUUGGAGUAAUGUUAAAACAAUUUUUACCACAAUUACAAACUACUUUCUUAAAAGCAUUGAAUGAUAGUAACAGACAAGUAAGAUUAAAAGCCGCUUAUGCUAUAAGUAAUCUCAUUAUAAUUCAUACUCGUGUCGAUCCACUAUUCACAGAUCUUCAUACUGGCAUAAAAACUGGUGAUGAUCCAGCUAUUAGAGAAACAAUGUUGCAAGCUUUAAGAGGUGUGCUUACGCCUGCUGGUGAUAGAAUAACAGAACCAAUGAAAAAACAAGUCUUUGCUACUUUAAGUAGCAUGCUUGGACAUCCAGAAGAUGUUACAAGGAACUCUGUAGCUGGUUGUUUUGGAGCAUUGAUACGGUGGCUCAGUCCAGAUCAACUUAACAUUGCGCUUAAUGAAGAUUUGUUAUGUAAUGAUACCAGUGUUGACUGGAUGCUUAGACAUGGACGUUCUGCGGCACUAUUUGUUGUAUUAAAGGAAUCGCCAACAACUAUUUAUAAUAGCAAAGAUAAAGAUCGUGUUUGUGUAGUAAUUCUUUCAUACUUGAGUGCAGACCGAAUUCAAAUAAUCAUGAAUGGUAUACGAGCUUGUGGUUACCUGUUUCAAUAUCUUAUGAAUGAAGGACAAUCUAUACCUCAACAAAUUUUACCUCCUUUUGUUCGAUCAAUGAAUAACAAUAAUAAUGACGUGAAACAGUUAUUAGCUAAAGUUUGCAUUCAUUUGGCUCGUAAUAUACCACCUGAAAGGAUGUCACCAGAAUUACUUAAAUCGCUUUUACCUAUGUUGGUAAAUGGAACAAAAGAAAAAAAUGGUUAUGUGAAAGCCAACAGUGAACUUGCUCUCAUAGCAGUACUUAGAUUGAAACAAGGAGAAGAAGAAUAUCAGCGUUGUAUGGCUUUCUUGGAUGUUGGUGCCAGAGAAUCAUUAUCGGAUGUAGUCAGCAAAGUAUUGCGCAAAGUUCUAUCUCAACCUGAAGGCAAAAUAGAAGAAUUAGACGAUACAUUACUCACGUGAGAGAUAUUGUACGUUCUGGGGCUCAUUAUGCUCUACACCCCUUUUAAUAGUCAUACCAUCAAUAAUUAUUCUGACGAUUUUUAUAAAGAGACUUAUUGUUCGUGUAUUAGUUAUAUUAUAAAGACGUUAGUUCAUUCAAUAUUGUAUCUCGAUAAUCAAUUAAACAAAGUAAAAUGUAACAGUCGCUCGAUGGCAUUUGAGUUACUUAAACUAAGGUGUCCUGUUUACCGAGUGAUUCGCAUACACGUUGUAGAUAUUUCUACGAAAAAUGUUUUCUACUGUCCAUUUAUUAAUCUGUUUUUCUAUAUUUUAAUUGUUAGUAAAUUAUAUUUGUCUCAAAGAUACACAUUUGUAAAUGAAUCGAUAGAAAGUAAUACAAAAUAUAUCGAAUUUGAAUGCAAAAACAGUGAAAAUAAUUUAAAAUGUGAAUUACAUUUCGAUCGUCUUGUAGAUUCACUGUUUACCUUUUUCAUUUAUGUUGUGUCAUAUGUUUUAUUAUGUUUUAUUAAUACCAUAAUUAAAAAUAAAUUAUUUUAUUUAUAUCGGAAGGAAAAAAUUGUUUUUAGACGAAACUAUAUGAUUAUUUUACUUUUUGAAAGUAUUUUAAAUACCGGCAAACGGAAUAAAACGUUUACUUACUAUCGAGCUUUAUUGUCAUGAAAACGUAUUUUGCUGUCCUGUACUGUAGUUAUAUAAAAAGUACAUAUAGUUUAUAUUUUAGAAUUAUUUAUAGCGAUUGUUGAGCCGGCGUAAGCCGUACCAUAACAUGACGCGAUACUUCUAAAUCUAUUAUUAAAGUCUUCGUUUCCUAAUAUAUUCUGCUUAUUCUAUUUUUAACAUUUUUCAAUUUAUCUGAUUAUAUUAAUUACAUUAUCCACAAUUUGCAAACUUGUAUAUUCUAUGAUACGUUACAAUUUAGUGUAUAAACAGAGUUUGUAUCUUUAUAUGUAACUUUUUUAAUGUUCAUAAAUAUUUGUUUUUAUAAUAUCAAAUCAAACAAAUUUAAUUAUUUCUCAUUCAUCUACAUUUUGUAUAUAUUAAAAAAAUAUAUGUAUAUAUUAUUUUUGUAGAAAAGUAAAAUUCGUUAAUUAAAUUGCUUUGCAAUUAAACACUAUUUUUGUAAUAAAGAUUUUGAUAGAUAUCCAAAAGAAUCAAAUCUUACAUCUUAAUCAAAUUUUAAUAUAUAUUAAAUAUUUUUAAAAU